Molecule: messenger RNA, 1664 nt
Organism: Mesocricetus auratus (golden hamster)
Lineage: Eukaryota; Metazoa; Chordata; Mammalia; Rodentia; Cricetidae
Gene: Gfus
Product: GDP-L-fucose synthase
Exons: 12
Coding region: 425-1390 (321 amino acids)
Biological process (GO): nucleotide-sugar biosynthetic process
Molecular function (GO): GDP-L-fucose synthase activity
Source: RefSeq, a predicted model, not a curated record
UCUAGGAUGAGAGUGGGGACCAGAGCCUUCUCCGUGCCAGACUUCCGGCCCAGACCACUGCGUCCAGCCAAAGGACCCAGUACGCAGACGCGGCGGGGAGGACUCGUUUGCACAAGAUAAGAAAUAGAGAUUCCUGGUCAGCCCGCUACUGCGCUGCGGGACCUGUGUCGGUAAAACCACCAGUGUGUGAGUGGGUGACCCCAGCGUUACAGUGCCGGUGGCCAAAGCCGGAGCAGCCACGCCACGCCCACAGAACUCGGUUUCCCAGAAGCUCCCGCGCCUCACUGGUGCAUGACGAAGACUCCAUUUCCCAGGGUUCCCCGGGAGGGCCUCGCCCCCUCCACCUGGACCGCGCGAGUAGCUGGAGAAUUGUGCUCCGGAAGCAGCUCUUGAACUGGUGGAACCCAGCGCAGGUGUAGCUACAAUGGGUGAGCCCCAGGGAUCCAGGAGGAUCCUAGUGACAGGGGGCUCUGGACUGGUGGGCAGAGCCAUCCAGAAGGUGGUCGCAGACGGUGCUGGCUUACCCGGAGAGGAAUGGGUGUUUGUCUCCUCCAAAGAUGCAGAUCUGACGGAUGCAGCGCAAACCCAAGCCCUGUUCCAGAAGGUACAGCCCACCCAUGUCAUCCAUCUUGCUGCAAUGGUAGGAGGCCUUUUCCGGAAUAUCAAAUACAACUUGGAUUUCUGGAGGAAGAAUGUGCACAUCAAUGACAAUGUCCUGCACUCAGCCUUCGAGGUGGGCGCUCGCAAGGUGGUCUCCUGUCUGUCCACCUGCAUCUUCCCUGACAAGACCACCUAUCCUAUUGACGAGACGAUGAUCCACAACGGCCCGCCCCACAGCAGCAAUUUUGGGUACUCGUAUGCCAAGAGGAUGAUUGACGUGCAGAACAGGGCCUACUUCCAGCAGCAUGGCUGUACCUUCACUGCUGUCAUCCCUACCAACGUCUUUGGACCUCAUGACAACUUCAACAUUGAAGAUGGCCAUGUGCUGCCUGGCCUCAUCCACAAGGUGCACCUGGCCAAGAGUAACGGUUCAGCCUUGACUGUGUGGGGCACAGGGAAACCACGGAGGCAGUUCAUCUACUCACUGGACCUAGCUCGGCUCUUCAUCUGGGUCCUGCGGGAGUACAGUGAAGUUGAGCCCAUCAUCCUCUCAGUGGGCGAGGAAGAUGAAGUGUCCAUCAAGGAGGCAGCCGAGGCCGUAGUGGAGGCCAUGGACUUCCGUGGGGAAGUCACUUUUGAUUCAACGAAGUCGGAUGGGCAGUACAAGAAGACGGCCAGCAAUGGAAAGCUGCGGGCCUACUUGCCCGAUUUCCGCUUCACACCCUUCAAGCAGGCCGUGAAGGAGACCUGUGCCUGGUUCACCAACAACUAUGAGCAGGCCCGGAAGUGAAGCAUGGGACAGGCAGGUGCUCAGCUGGCAAUGCCCAGGCAGCAGUCACCCCUCAGACCUUGCCAAGACCUGAGGGUAGUGUCCAGCGACCUGAGCCACGCGCCCGUCUCUCUGCCAGGGGGCUCCAUGCAGCCAUCCAGUAGGGCCCAUGUUUGUCCAUCCUCGGGGGAAGGCCAGACUAACACCUUGCUUGUCUGCUUCUGCCCCAACCUCAGUGCAUCCGUGCUGGCCCUGCUGGCCCUUGUCUAGAAACCAAUAAAAUGGAUUUUUGUAA